AUGCAACAGAUAGUGAGGGAGGAGAGGGAAGUGUGUGAGACAUCCUUCAUGCAGGAGCAGUAUAAAAGCGGGCCCUGCUCCUCACUCUCUCAUCCACUCCUCUCUCCUCCAUCUCCCUGGGAACAAGGUGAGUCUCAAGACAUGUCCUGCUACACCCCGUGCCUGCCCUGCGGCCAGUCCUGCGGCCCGACCCCGCUGGCCAACAGCUGCAAUGAGCCCUGUGUCAGGCAGUGCCAGAGCUCCACUGUUGCCAUUGAGCCUCCUGCUGUGAUUGUGACCCUGCCCGGACCCAUCCUCAGCUCCUUCCCGCAGAACACCGCCGUGGGCUCCUCCACCUCCGCUGCCGUUGGCAGCAUCCUCAGCUCUCAGGGAGUGCCCAUCAACUCCGGGGGCUUUGGCCUCGGGGCCUUUGGCAGCGGCUACUGCGGCAGCAGGUGCCUGCCCUGCUAA
Molecule: messenger RNA, 450 nt
Organism: Calypte anna (Anna's hummingbird)
Lineage: Eukaryota; Metazoa; Chordata; Aves; Apodiformes; Trochilidae
Product: feather keratin Cos1-2-like
Exons: 3
Coding region: 1-450 (149 amino acids)
Cellular component (GO): intermediate filament
Molecular function (GO): structural constituent of cytoskeleton
Source: RefSeq, a predicted model, not a curated record